AUGGAGUUUGUCGACACAAUACCGGUUACUUUUAAAGAAAUUACCCCAAACUAUAAAAUUCCGGAGAAAUGGAAGGAAAUAGUUCUUAAUACAGGAGGUACACACAGUACUUUACAAGAUAUAAAGCUUCCCCAUAAAGGCGGUGGAUAUUGGCAAACCACAUCAGACUCUAUUGAAUUGUCAGAGGCUUCUUUAGAUGUUAACUUGUCUUCAUGUAAUUUAAUAUGCAAAGUAGCAGCAGGGACGCCUCCUCUCAAUAAUUUAACAUGUUAUGAAAGAACAUCAACACAGCAAGUCAUUAUAUUAGCUGCUACUGUAUCUUCAGUACACAGACUAAUUUUCCCUCAUCCUGAUGUUAUAGAUAGAAAAUCUACUUUUGGAUCAAUAUGCAGUGUCACACCAUCAAUCUUUCAUGAUACAAAUACAAUUAAUAAUCCAAAUAACUAUUAUAUUCUAAAUCAAUAUUCUAAUACAAAUACUGGUGUAGCUCAUUCCUGUGCAUCUCUUCUCCGUGACAAUGGUGAAGCUGUAUUUGCUCUCGCUUUUGGGUAUGGAGGAGAUGGAGGGUUACUAUUAGUCAAGUUACCAGUUACCGGUUCUGCUGUCACAACAAUCCUGAAAAGAGAGUCUACUGUACCAAGAUUUCUUUCUGGAAUUACUGGUGCAUUAAGAGGAAAGAGCAGUGAUGGCGUUGACUCAUACGGAGUAGUGCUAGUAAACAAUUUAGCUGUAGCUGUAUGUGGAGACACAUGUCUACGUGCUUGGCUGUUAGAUGAGGGAGGUGCUCCCACAGCUGUAUCAGCUCCCUUGUCACAGACAUUAGUAAAACCUAAACCCCCUCCUCAUGGCCAUAUGCUGCGGAAUAUAAAAGGAUCGGAUGGAAGUACAAUAUUAGUGGCUUAUUUGUCAUUUCCAAAUGAAUGUGAAUUUGUUAUGAUGAAAAUGCUUGAUGGAGGAGCUGGAGCAAUUAAAUUUUCACAAAUUUGCCAAAUUUUUGGACCGCAGUUAGACCUACUUGAUUAUCAAAUUGGUUAUGGAGAAGGAAACCAUGUCAUAUGGGCUCUAUGGACCCAACCUGAUGGCGAUGCGAUUAUUACAAGCAGCGCGCUGGGCGCGGAGGCGGCGUGGCGCGCGGUGGCGGCGCGCGAGCCGGCGGCGCCGCUGCCGCAGCUGGCGGCGCACCAGCACUACCGCGAGCGGCUGCUGGCGCCCGGCCUCUUCCCGCCCGCCGUCGUCAGGAAGGCGCUCGUGAUCUACCGGCGCACGUGGGGCGGCGAGGCGGGCGCGGACGCGGAGCUGGGCGAGGCGGUGCUGGGCGCCGUGCAGGCGCGCAUGCGCGGCCUCACCGCGCGCGCGCCCGCGCACGACCACGCGCACCUCAUGCACAAGUACCUACUGCACUUAACAGAUUUCGCUAACGCAGCUCCGUGCUGGUCAGAUCUGUACAGCUGGUGCCUGCAAUACAUGGAGGGGCUGACGCGGCCGCUGGGGCUGCUGGUGGCGCACGGCGGCUGGGGCUGGUGGUGCGCGCUCGUGCGGUGCGCGGGCGUGUCGCUGGUGUGCCAGCUCGAGCCGCUGGAGCGCAUCAUGCUGUCGCCCGAGGACACCUUGCCGGACGUCGCUGCCAGCGGCGAGGCGGAGCUGUCGGCGGACGCGGUGCGCGUGGUGCUGGCGGGCGCGCGCUGGGAGCGCGCGGCCACGGCGGCGGGCGCGGCGGAGCUGGAGCGGCGCCUGUUCGCGUGCGCCGCGCCGCAGCACCGCCUGCUGCCGCGCCUGCUGCACCUGCUGCUGGCCGCGCCGCAGGACCAGCGCUCUCCGAUGUUGACGCCGGAACAAAUAGAUGAGAUAUCGUCAAUUUUGGAGCCCAUCAAAGAUUUGCAAAAUGCUGUCCUCGAGCUAAACGACGCUCUGAGACUAGAUGUGCCAGAGAUCGAUAUCUGUAAAAACGACGACGAGGAUACGAGCGAAUACGACAAUCUGUUCGCUAGUGACUUGGGUGUUGCAGUCGUCACGGAGGCGAUCCGGCAGAUGGCCGAGAUGAGGUCGCGCGUGGUGCGCGGAGUGCUGGCGGCGCUGGGCGCGGCGCGCGGCGCGGGCGGCGUGCCGGGCGCGGGCCACUGCGCCGUGCACUGGCAGGCCUACCGCGCGCUGCUGUGGCUGCGCGCCGCGCCGCUCGCGCGCCCCAGCACAAAUGCGGGCGUGUGCACCGGCAGGGCGGCGGGAUCGUCGGAGGCGUUCCGGCUGAAGCUAACGGCGCUGGGCGGCGCUGCGGCGGAGGGCGGGCGCGGCGCGCUGGGUGGCGCGGCGGCGGAGGGCGGGCGCGGCGCGCUGGGUGCGGCGGGCGCGUACGUGGCGGCGGCGGGCGGCGCGCGCGCGCGGGCGCACCUGGCCGCCGCGCGCGCGCCCGCGCACUGGCUCCGCGCGCUGCCGCUCGCCGCCUACCACCUGGCGCACCAGCUGUAUCCUUUCCGUCGCCGACCUCGCGCACCGCACAGCGCUUGUCGUGGAAUCGUGGGAUGCUACGAGUUGCGAGCUCGAGCCUUCUAG
Molecule: messenger RNA, 2547 nt
Organism: Melitaea cinxia (Glanville fritillary)
Lineage: Eukaryota; Metazoa; Arthropoda; Insecta; Lepidoptera; Nymphalidae
Gene: Nup160
Product: nuclear pore complex protein Nup160 homolog
Exons: 16
Coding region: 1-2547 (848 amino acids)
Cellular component (GO): nuclear pore
Molecular function (GO): structural constituent of nuclear pore
Source: RefSeq, a predicted model, not a curated record